This is a messenger RNA of Hibiscus syriacus, 2557 nucleotides long. RefSeq names its product protein EDS1-like. Gene Ontology annotation, biological process: lipid metabolic process; defense response. The transcript has 3 exons. The record is from RefSeq and is a predicted model, not a curated record. NCBI's taxonomy places the organism in Eukaryota, Viridiplantae, Streptophyta, Magnoliopsida, Malvales, Malvaceae. Bases 139 to 1977 code for a protein of 612 amino acids.
AUUUGCGUAAAACCCAGUUUCCUCGUACUUUCUCGGCACUCACCUCCCUCAGUCCCUCUAAGCUUAAGCUCGAAAGCCGAGAAAAGAAAGAAGAAAAACCCCAGCUUCCAAAACUUGUUUGCAGAUUCUAAAGGAAAAAUGGGUAGCUUGACGCUCGAGGAAAUUUCAGGGUUCAGUGAAGAACUUGUUAAGAAAGCAUGUUUAGUUUCCAUGGCAGCACACAAGUCACCGGAUAAGCAAUUCCUCGUAGAAAAUUCUCGUACCUCAUCCGAUGUCUUCUUCAGCUUCCCUGGAUCCUGGUCUGCUGCUCACUGGUUCACUCGACAAUCUUUCGGGGAAAUCAAGGUUGACCAGUCUGACUUGCAGGGCAAAGAUAAAGUUGCCACAUCUCUUAGAAGUGUUGGUCGUGAUGAACUUGCCACUGUUAAUGAAGGGUUAUUGAGAAGAUUUGAGUGGAUUUUGGCCACAUCUUCGCUUCCAACUGAGGUGGAAAAAGCUAUAUUAGAGAAGAGGAAGAUAGUUUUUACUGGACAUUCUUCUGGUGGUGCCGUUGCUAUUCUAGCAACAGUUUGGUUCUUGGAGCAGUACUUGAAACCUGAGAAAACUUCGAUGUCGCCUCUUUGUGUGACUUUCGGAGCGCCUCUCGUCGGUGAUUUCAUCUUCAACCAUGCCCUUACGAGAGAGAAUUGGUCGCAGUACUUUCUGCAUUUUGUGAUGAGAUAUGAUAUCGUCCCUCGGAUUUUGCUUGCCCCAUUGUCUUCCAUGGGGAAAGAACUAGAGCGGAUCCUGUGUCUGUUGAACCAGAAGGCGGUGUUUCCGAUUCAGGGAUCUAUUGUGGAAGCAUCAAAGUUUUAUGAAACGGUUAUGAGAAAUGCAUCAGCUGUUGCCAGCCAUGCUGCCUGCCGGUUAAUGGGAAACACAAAUCCGAUAUUGGAAACGGUAGCAAGCUUCAUUGAGCUAAGUCCUUAUAGGCCCUGUGGAACUUUUGUAUUUUGCACUGGACAUAAGAAGCUGGUUUUGGUAAGCAAUGCGGAUGCUAUUCUGCAACUACUGUUCUAUUCUUCUCAGUUGUGCUCCGAUAAUGAACUUAAAUCCAUCGCCGAGAGAAGCCUCGACGACCACUUCAAUUAUCUAAGUGAGCUUCAAGAAAGCUUAAGUAAGCCACUUGUCCAAUUAGAUCAUUUGGAAGCGAUUCCGCUCUCUCCAAACGGCGCAACUGCUGAGAAUAUACCAACAAGCAAUGCCUUGAAUGACCUUGGCCUGAGCGCAAGAGCUAGGUUGUGCCUUCGUGCUGCAGGAGAACACGAAAAGCAAAAGUUAAGUAACCAGGAAAGAAUGGAUAGUAAGAAGAGGGACAUUGUAUCCGGACUUCAAUUACUAGAAGAGUACAAGACCAAAUCAGCUUUCUGCAAUGUAGGCUAUUAUGACGCCUUUAAGAUUUCAAAAGACGAGGAUGAUUUCAAAGCAAAUGUAAAGAGGCUGGAACUAACAGGGAUAUGGGAUGAGAUUAUUGAAAUGCUGAACAGGUAUGAACUCCCUGAAGGAUUCGAGAGCCGAAAAGAAUGGAUAGAGCUUGCAACCAAGUACCGUCGAAUUGUUGAGCCUUUGGACAUCGCCAACUACUAUCGGCAUGCAAAGGAUGAGGACACUGGACCCUAUAUGCACAAAGGCAGACCAAGGCGCUACAGAUACACCCAAAGAUGGCGUGAGCAUGCCUUGAGAAUGCCUGUGGGAUCGAGUGCAGAAUCCUGUUUCUGGGCCGAAGUAGAGGAGCUCUAUAGGAAUACCAACCCUGGAGCAUUUGAAGAUAUCAGGGAAAGAACCAUAAAACUGGAAGGAGAGUUGGAGGAAUGGCUUCAUAAUAAGCAAAUAAGCAAUGAUGUGUUUCUGAAAGGCUCCACUUUCACCAAAUGGUGGAUUACACUUCCUCAUCAACACAAAUCCGCCUCUCGAAUCCAUGGCUUAAUCAACAACUAAGCUGAGAUAUCUAUUCUACGGCUUAAAGAAACCAAUGAACAAGCGUCAGUGCCUGAUCUGGCAGUUCAUUAACUGCAGUUACUUGUUUCAUUUUGAUGCUAGCUAUGAACAACUCAAUAACUUGAGGCUGCCAGAAACCAGAAGGAAUAUAACAAUUACUUACGCUUACAUUCAUUGAAAUGUAAGUUCUUUCAUUUCAUCCUCAUAGAUAAACUACCUAUUAGAACUACUACUAUAUAUAUUUCCUGAUCAGUUCCUAUUUACUGAGUUAGACCAAUAUUUGUUUCUAUUGCACAAAAUGGUUAUUAUUAUAUCUAGAAACGCAGUAUUCCCAAACACGAGACGAGCACGAGCUAUCUCUGGCCAGAAUCCCUUCCAGGUCUCCUAUAAUUCUGGCCAACCAUAUCUCCAGGUUUCUUUGUACUUCCUGUAAGUUGUUUCUAAUGGAAUCCAUGGGUCGUUUCAUGCCCAUUUUGGCCGUGGCCGAGCUUCCAACAUCAUCCCUGUCGUUGCAACUCUUCCCAAUCUCGGUUUGUAAUGCCGUUAGCUUUUGUCCAGUUUCAGAUGCAUGCUGCUGAAG